AGAUUGAAAAUAGAAAAACAGAAUUAAUAAAAGAUAUGAAAGCAUUCGAAACAUUGGUGAAAAUUAUAACUAAUAAUAUUGAAAAUGACAAGCUUUAUGAAGUAUAUACAGCCCUCAAGAAGCCUCUUAUUGUCGAAAUUGCUGCAUAUAACAAAGUUCUUAAUGCAAAAACUCAACAGCAAACCUGGAAUAAAUCAAAAAUAGGAAAAUUAGCUUUUUGGCUUCAGUAG
This is a messenger RNA of Racocetra persica, 230 nucleotides long. The record is from the annotation of a GenBank genome assembly. NCBI's taxonomy places the organism in Eukaryota, Fungi, Glomeromycota, Glomeromycetes, Diversisporales, Gigasporaceae.